ACAACGACGUCAAGAGGAGUUGGAAGAGAAGCAACGUCAGGAGCAAUUGCAAAAACAACGAAGUCAAGAAGAGUUGAAAAUGAAGCAACGUCAAGAGAGACAACAACGUCGAGAGGAGUUGGAAAAAAAGCAACGUCAAGAGCAAUUGCAAAGACAACGACGUCAAGAGGAGUUGGAAGAGAAGCAACGUCAGGAGCAAUUGCAAAAACAACGACAUCAAGAGGAGUUGGAAGAGAAGCAACGUCAGGAGCAAUUGCAAAAACAACGAAGUUAAGAAGAGUUGAAAUUGAAGCAACGUCAGGAGAGACAACAACGUCAAGAGGAGUUGGAAAAAAAGCAACGUCAAGAGCAAUUGCAAAGACAACAACGUCAAGAGGAGUUGGAAAAGAAUCAACGUCAAGAGCAAUUGCAAAAACAACGACGUCUAGAAUAAUUAGAAUAAUUGCAAAGACAAUGUAUUUAUUAUAA
This is a messenger RNA of Funneliformis mosseae, 468 nucleotides long. The record is from the annotation of a GenBank genome assembly. NCBI's taxonomy places the organism in Eukaryota, Fungi, Glomeromycota, Glomeromycetes, Glomerales, Glomeraceae.